Molecule: messenger RNA, 745 nt
Organism: Elgaria multicarinata webbii
Lineage: Eukaryota; Metazoa; Chordata; Lepidosauria; Squamata; Anguidae
Gene: LYPD6
Product: LY6/PLAUR domain containing 6
Exons: 5
Coding region: 131-640 (169 amino acids)
Biological process (GO): positive regulation of canonical Wnt signaling pathway
Molecular function (GO): acetylcholine receptor inhibitor activity
Source: RefSeq, a predicted model, not a curated record
AUUGUGCGCUCGUGGGAUGGGGCGGCUGGCCGGAGGCGGGGGUCUGGUCACCGAACCGGUGCAUAUAUCUUCUGGAUACAAGGAGAAAGUUUUCCCAAGAAAUCCGCAUGUUUGAGGCUCCCCCUCUGCAAUGGAAUCUUGGCCUACGCUGGCCUGGCUCCUGCUCCUUAGCUUGAUUGUGGAUAGCCUGAAGGGAAUUCGAGCCCGAGACUUUACAGUGAAAGAUAUUGUCUAUCUUCAUCCUUCAACCACUCCGUACCCUGGUGGAUUCAAAUGUUUCACGUGUGAAGAAGCAGUAGACAACUAUGAAUGCAACCAGUGGGCUCCAGAUAUCUAUUGCCCAAGAGCUACAAGAUACUGCUAUACUCAACAUACACUGGAAGCCAAUGGAAAGAGUGUAUCUGUUACCAAGCGAUGUGUGCCACUGGAGGAUUGUUUGUCUACAGGAUGCAUAGAUCUCCAACAUAAAGGACUGAAGGUCUGCACCUCUUGUUGUGAAGGAAACAUCUGUAAUUUGCCACUACCUAGAAAUUCAAGUGAUGCCGUAUUUGCAACGACAACCCCCAUAAAUCACACUCAGAGACAUUUGCAAGGUGCAUCAGUCAUAAUAUUGUGUCUCCUGUUAGUCUUUGCAACGUAGAUGUUCUGGGAUAAAGUGCCAGUUAUGUACCAAGGAAAGCGACUGAAGAUUAAAAUAUUUAUGCAUACAUAUAUGAUCUUAAUUUAAUAUAUGUUUCAAACCUUA